This is a messenger RNA of Geodia barretti, 3324 nucleotides long. NCBI's taxonomy places the organism in Eukaryota, Metazoa, Porifera, Demospongiae, Tetractinellida, Geodiidae. The record is from the annotation of a GenBank genome assembly.
CACGUGAUUUAAAAUUACGUAAUUCAUAUUCAAACCCGUUAUUCGGCGCGAAAAGGCGGAGGAGAGAAGGUGAAGAUGGAAGCAGAAGGAGGAGGAGGCGGUAAUUCGGUCACGGGCAACUCGUCGGACUCGGGUAGCGGAGGGAUCAUAGACGUCAGCACCGUCAGCUCCAACUUUAACGCUCCUACGCCUCAAACCAGUGCCAGUGGUUGCAUGCACGGUGGCGAGGAAGACAAGAGGAGCUCGGGGAAGAAUGCGUGUCCUCAAUCAGUUGAGAAAGUAUGGUUUACAGAUACUUCGACAGGAGUUUGGCUACUGGAGGAGUCCGGUGGUUGCGAAAUCCCCGAUGAGUUUCUAGAUGUCAGUCUCGAGAGUGAAGAAGAACAAGAUUGUGAUGAGAACUCAAACGAUGAAGAAUACGAAGGGGGCGGGUCGAGGGACAAUGAUGGAGGAAAUGGAGGUUCGAGUGAUGCCGGAAAAGCCGCGGAAACCGCUCAGCUCUGUGGCUGGGUGCCUCCACAGUGCUGUCUCAUUCCCUUGCCGGAAAAUCCGGUGGGGCUCAGCGACGACGAGGGGAGAGGGAGGGGAGGGAGGAGAGGGGAAGGUCGUCGGCGACAGACCCCUCUCUGAGAGCGAGCUACAGAGGCAACACAAGCGAGAACUUGAGGUGCUUUUUGGGUUCAAGCCACCAUCAACGCUGCAACAGAGUACUAAGGAUGAGGAAGCUCUGAUGGCUGAAAGGAAGGAAUGCGAAGAUGGGAAAAACGAGGGAGACGUGUUUUGUGAGGAGAAUAACAGAGAGAUGGUAGUGAGGAAUGUGGCCAAACCUCGAUCCAACUCUGCCGAUUCCGGCAUGGUGAGCAUCAGUCCUCAUUCCAGUGAAGGUGGCGACGUGGAACAGAGACACAGCCGGAACCAGACUGUGAUAUUGGCGCCGACGGAUGAACAGACACGCGACCAAAAGGUGGAAACGUCGCCCGACAAUCCCAGGGCUGAAAAUAUGGACAGUGCUCAAGAACCAAAGCCAGAGUGUGGAGGCAAUGUGGAGAGAGGAGAAGAAGGAAGUAGUGGGGUUAGUUUGACCCCAGAGAGGUCUACUCAGAGGGCGUGUCUCCAGGUCUCCAGACUCAGGACUCCCAGCGAGAAACUGCAGAAAUGCAGCGUCUUCUCUGGUUCUCCUGUAGUCUGCAGUGAACUGGAGGAGCUAAGGGAAGCGUCCAAGAUGACUGUCUUCCCUCCAGUCAUUUCAGCAUCCCUUUCACCACCCGCCACCUCUCAGGACACUCGUAGUCAAACCUUCACCAUCACCCCUCCCACCACCUCCUCCUCCUCCAACUCACCGACGAGGCAUUCCUCCUCCUCGUCAUCACAUCAUUCGGAGAAAUCGAGUGGCAGUCGCGACACCAGUCACAGUGGUUCUUCUGUCUCUUCUGUGGCCAGUUCGGCUGCUAGUCGCGAGGGUACUAAUCAACACCAGAAGAACAAAAGGAAAAUAGAAAAGAAAUCAACAAGCAAUAGGGUCGGUAAACCUGCAUGUCGUGGUGCAUUGGGCUACAAGGCAGGCACAGGAGCUCCAGUUGUCAAGGUUGUGAAGAGGCCUCUGUCAAAACUGAAGAGCCUACUCCCCACAUCAGCCGUUCCCUCUGCACUCCCAUCGCAAGUCAAGAAACCCCCGGAAACAAAACGUCACACGAAUCUCCCUGAACUCCAGAAUGUUCCGGAAACCGGAGCUGCAAUGCCCAGAAGGACCAGUGCUCCUAGUAUCACUAGCAACACGAAGAGUUCGGGAUUGGUCCAGCCUGGGAAGAAGAUCCCCAGAAGAUCUCUGGACACUACGGGGCCGCUCAAACCCGCCAGGAACACGUUUGUCAAACCGGCCAAUCCAAACCCCAUCAAAGAAGCAGUUGCCAGACUGUCUACUGCUACCAACCCUGCAACUGUGUCUAGGUCGGCUAACACUGCAAGUCGUGCUGGUGUAACAACCACACCAACACGUGGUAGGGGCCCGGUAAAGACGAAAUAUAACCCCUCCACACCCAACAACAGACUACGAGUAAACGUCAAGCAACCAAUCUCUAGUACUAAUGCCGGGCCUCAUCUUCCAUCCACAAGUGCAUGCAACACCACUAAACCUCUGUCUAGUGGCACCGUUGCACCAGAGUUGGCGGUCGGUGCGAAGUCUUCAAACAAGUCAACUGGUCUGAGUACGUCCAUUGUGUCGAGUGGCUCGCCUUCUGUCCAGCAGUCAACACCAAUGAACCAACUGUCACACUCAAGAGCUGCAGCAGGUACCGUAGUCAAGGCGGCGAACAGGACGGUGACAAAGGACAGCUCUACUGCGGCUGCUCGGCGGUGUGGGGAGGAGACUGGCUGCAAUGGUGGUGGGAUUCCGAACACCCCAAGGAGCUCCAUCGCCUCAACUCCCAGUCGCAGAGUCCGUCCAAAGUUCAGUCUCAGCAGUAUAGACUCGACAGGAAGUGGACCGACAUUUCGCCCACCUCCUCCGCCGGCUGCUCUGGGUGACACCUUCACAGAGGGGCCCAAUGAGGCCGCCGUCCAAUCCACCCCCAAAUCACCACGGAGGAACAAACGUCGCUCCUUCAUACCCACCCCAUCCAGACAGAAUGAAAGCAGAGAUGUUUCUCUUCUGGUGUACAACUCUGACAGCAAUCCGAUUGGUCACCAGAGUACCGAUCGCCACGACAACAGCCUGGUGAAGCAGUCGUCACUCAAACCAACUGACGGUGGCGGUGCUGGAGCUGCGCCCGCUGUGGAAGCAGGGAGACUAAGAACUCUGGUUCCCAACCCGCGACAGAGGCGACCACUGCUGUCUCGAAACAGACUGACUGCUGGAGCUGGCGGCGGGCUAGGAAAGAGACAGCCUCUUAGAGGACAAGAUGGACCACUGAAGCCUGCGAAUGCUUACAAGUUCAGCAGCAAAGGAUUAGGUGAAAACUCUGAGCCCACUGUGCCCUCUGCGAAGGUGGUGCACUCUCCAGUCAACAAAGACGACCAACCCAACACUCCCCACUCUGCCUGGUCUCCUGUACGUCGGAAACCCGUUGCCGAGGGAGAAGCUUGCUUCCAGUGCACAAAGAGAGGCUAUCGGAACUAAUGGCAGAACACACCCACCGUUAGACUAUGUAUAUGUAUAUAUGUACAGGUAAGUAUGUAUAAUGUUGUAUGUGAAUUUGUGCUUUUGUGUAUAUUAUUAGUGCUGCUAUGUAUAGGUUUGCUCAUGGUUUAAUAGAGGAGAGUGAGUGACAGCAAAUGAUACGAGCCAACCUAGCUAGUCUUCCAAAGCCUUUUAGCAGCUUGUGUACC